AUGGCGGAUCUAAUUCUUGAUCGCGCCACGCUUUUUAUACGAGAAACAUACCAUGACAUAUAUCCAGAUGAAGUUCCUGAAGUUGAAUAUUUCACGGGACGUCCUCUUAACUUAACUGAAGAGACAGAAUUAAUUGAUGAACACACAUCAGCAGAUGGACACAGAAUUGUAUGUGCUAAUGAAAUAUUUGAGGAUAGUAAUGGCAUGCGUUUCAGAGUUAUCGAUGUACUUGGUAAUGGCACAUAUUCAUAUGUAUAUAAAUGUCAAGUUGUUACAGAACCAACGCGCUUUGUCGCCUUAAAAAUACUCAAAAACCAACCUCAAUAUCGCGCUACUGGUAUAGCUGAAAUUAUGAUUCAUCAACAAAUGCAAAAAGCACCGGAUAUGGACGGAAAACAGCAUGUUGGAAAUCCAAUCUCUACGUUCGAGAUCAACGGGCACAUAUGCAUGGUUAUGGAUCUAUUACAGCGAUCACUUUUCGAAGGUAUUGGACAAGACGACCCGCCUUUAGUGCUUUUAUCGACAAUUAGAACUAUUUGCACACAGUUACUUAAAGCCCUUAAUUUUGUUCAUAAUAAUGGCAUUAUUCAUUGCGAUGUAAAACCAGAUAAUAUCAUGUAUUCAAACGAAUCAAACGAUAAUAUUUUACUUAUCGAUUUUGGAUCCGCUACAAACCAACCACCACAGAUUGGGCAAUAUAUUCAAUCCAGAUUCUACAGAAGCCCUGAAAUUAUGUUGGGUUUGCCUUACGAUCAAAAAAUAGACAUAUGGAGUGUAGGAUGUAUUGCUGCGGAACUUUACCUUGAUUUUGCUAUAUUCGCAUGCGAUUCUGAGAUAGAUUCCAUUCAUUCUAUGGUCGGACUACUCGGUCCAAUAGAUCAAUCGAUCAUUGCCAAGUCCAGAGGAUGGUGGAAAUUCUACGAUAUGACUCCUGAGGGAUAUACCCUUAAAAUGGACCCAAUUGACGUUUUAAUGAACAGACAUCUUUACCAUGAAACAGUUUUUGAGGUAAUUGGAGUUAGACCACUCCACCAAAUGCUUUUGGAUCAUUUUCCAUUAACUUCUGAUGAAGAAUUUGAAACUUUAAAUACAUUUAACCAUUUCGUUCACUCGUUGCUGAACUUUGAUCCUGAUCAAAGAUUAACAGCAGCUCAAGCUUUACAACAUCCAUUUAUUACGGAAGAAAAACUUCCAGAUGAUUGGGAACCUCCUGCUGAAACAAUGUACGAAGGAGAGUCCAUCGGAGAAUCACAGUAUCAAGGACAUCAAGAUACAGAUUUUAUUUCUUUGUUUUAA
Trichomonas vaginalis G3 is the source of this 1296-nucleotide messenger RNA. RefSeq names its product protein kinase protein. Gene Ontology annotation, molecular function: ATP binding; protein tyrosine kinase activity; protein serine/threonine kinase activity. Lineage: Eukaryota; Parabasalia; Trichomonadida; Trichomonadidae. Gene Ontology annotation, biological process: peptidyl-threonine phosphorylation; peptidyl-serine phosphorylation. The record is from RefSeq and is a predicted model, not a curated record. Gene Ontology annotation, cellular component: cytoplasm. The coding region runs from base 1 to 1296 and encodes 431 amino acids. The transcript has a single exon.